AUGGACUCCUCCUCCUCCUCACCUCCACUCGGUCCCCAUCUCCACGCUUGUGCUAGUGCUACUACUGCAGCAAAAGAUGCUGCUGCCACCGACUCCAGCGGCGAUAGUACCAAAAGAGAACCCAAACCUACAAAAGGGAAGGGCAAAGGAGGCCCAGACAAUAAUAAAUUCCGGUACCGCGGAGUGAGGCAACGGAGCUGGGGGAAAUGGGUGGCCGAGAUCCGGGAGCCAAGGAAACGAACCAGGAAGUGGCUCGGGACAUUCGCCACGGCCGAAGACGCCGCACGCGCUUACGACAGGGCUGCCAUCAUUCUUUAUGGCUCACGGGCACAGCUUAACCUCCAGCACUCUGGCUCAUCGUCCCAAUCCUCUUCCAAGGGAUCUUCUUCUUCCAACUCCUCGACUUCAUCUUCCACUCAGACGCUUCGUCCGUUGCUCCCUCGCCCCUCCGGCUUCGGCCUGACCUACUCAUCCUCUGCGGUUCAGCUCCAAACGGUGCCGUUUAUGAACGCACCGUCUUCGGGGUUUGCACCGUAUGGGGUCGGUUCCGUUGCAGGUCCUACUAUUGCUAGUAAUAAUGCUUCCGUACUAGUGGGUACGAACAAUACUGCGGUGCAUAAUCAUAAUGAGAAUAAUCCCUUACAAGUACAGUAUCAGUGUCCGCUGAAUGAUAUUCACCAAGGAAGCGUUGGUGGAUUUUGUGGGGGUGGUGGUGACCCCACUACCACCGUACUAAACUCGUACACAAACCCUACUUGUAGUCGGGAUAAUCAUCAGUACCAGCAGCAUGAUCCUCGUCAUCAGACGGCUCAGAUUAAUUGCUCGUCAUACGAAGAUAUCAACACACUGGCUGGAGCGGUGGAUUCGAACUUGAGCCUGUGCACACAGGCCAUGGUCGGGCCGGGUACGGAUCCGAUCGGGGCGGUGGGACCCGUGUCGCCUAUGAUGUGGCCGCUCAUGAAUGACGUGGAAUGCCCGCCGAGUAUUUGGGACUACGGCGAUCCUCUCGCUUUUUAUUUCAAAGGAUUUGAUUGAAGAUCCUGGGGUCUAGAACGGGUUCGCAUGUUGGA
Molecule: messenger RNA, 1070 nt
Organism: Humulus lupulus (European hop)
Lineage: Eukaryota; Viridiplantae; Streptophyta; Magnoliopsida; Rosales; Cannabaceae
Product: ethylene-responsive transcription factor ABI4
Exons: 1
Coding region: 1-1035 (344 amino acids)
Biological process (GO): positive regulation of DNA-templated transcription; response to stress
Cellular component (GO): nucleus
Molecular function (GO): DNA-binding transcription factor activity; transcription cis-regulatory region binding
Source: RefSeq, a predicted model, not a curated record